Molecule: messenger RNA, 8319 nt
Organism: Astyanax mexicanus (Mexican tetra)
Lineage: Eukaryota; Metazoa; Chordata; Actinopteri; Characiformes; Acestrorhamphidae
Gene: hdac7a
Product: histone deacetylase 7a
Exons: 28
Coding region: 436-3195 (919 amino acids)
Biological process (GO): negative regulation of transcription by RNA polymerase II; chromatin organization
Cellular component (GO): histone deacetylase complex
Molecular function (GO): histone deacetylase activity
Source: RefSeq, a predicted model, not a curated record
CACACACACACACACACACUCUCUCUCUUUCCCACACACACACACACUCAGCUCUUUUCUUCACUUGCUGAGCUGAAACCCUCGACUGGAGUUUGAAAACACCGCAGACGGACGUCUUCUUUAUGCCGGUUCUCUGCCGGUUCUCUGCUUGUUCUCCUCAUCCUGCAUCUAAAACCGUGGAGGUACUUUUGGUUCUGCUGGAUCUGGAAGAGGACCUAAGUGAGAACUGGACAGUCGGCGCAUUGGAUAUACCCAGCGCUACGCCGUGAAACUCCUACAAGCCUAGAUGUUCCACAGUGUGCUGAUGGAAUUGUGUCGCUGGCCCGGCCCGUAGACCCAGAGCCCGGAGACAGCGUCGCUCAGCGGGACAGGAGUGUGUAUAGCGCGAGUGUGUGUGUGUGUGUGUGUGUGUGUGUGUGUGUGUGUACAGCGCUGAUGGAUCUGCGGGUGGGGGAGCGUGUGAUGCAUCCAGCAGGAUCAGACACGGCUCUGCUCUCUCCACUGCAGCGCCCCCUACUGCUCAACCCCUUUACCCCCCAGCACUGCGCCCAGUACAGCCAGCACUUACGGUUUAAUAUGGAGCAGCAUCUCCAGGACCAGGAGGACAAGAAGCAGCAGCUGCAGCUCAUUAUGCACAAAGACAAGAGCCAGCAGAGUGCAGUGGCCAGUUCGGUGGUGAAGCAGAAGUUGGCAGAGGUGAUCCUGAAGAAGAGGAAGGAGAAAAGCAGCACAAACCCCCUCAGCAGCACACCUGUAGCGUACAGAGAGUUGGCUCCGGAUCCCAGCGUCUCGCUGCAGCCCCACCUCUCCUCCCCCCCGCAGCCCCAUCCCGACGGACCCGACGACCCCCCCCUCAGGAGAGCAACCUCAGAACCCAACCUGAAGGUGAAGCAUAAGCUAAAGAAGCACCUGAACACCAGGAAGAGCCCCCUGACCCGCAAAGAGAGCGCCCCCCCCACCAUCAAACACCGAGCACCUGAUACACUGGACUCCUCCCCCAGUAGCAGUAGUACUCCAGUAUCCGGGUGCAGUUCCCCUAACGACAGUCUGCCCAAUGAGAACGGAGUGCUGCCCCCUGCUGGAGCUCUGAGUCAUGAGGCUCAGAGGAUUUUAUUGCCGGACGGAUCUCUGGCUCAUUUCUCGGUUCCGGUUCACUCCUCCCUCCCCACCAUCACACUGGGGCUCCCGGCUCACGCCAAGGUGGAGGGGGAAGUGGGCGGGCUGAAGCUGGGUCGGGUGCCGCUGGUGUCGGGCGGGUCUCCGGUUCUGGUGCCACUGGGUGUGGAGGAGCAGAGCGCCCCCCUGCUGCAGCCGCUGUUCAUCCUGGAGCCGUCCGGUCUGGUUCACGCGCCGCUGCUGGCAGUUCCAGGUUUGAGUCCGCUGCAGUUCAGCGCCGCCCCCGGACCCCAUAAACCCCUGAGCCGGACCCGGUCAGAACCCCUGCCCCCGAGCCCCCGGACCCUCCACACACACCUACUGCACCAACAGCACCACGGCAACCAGAUCCUGCACAGACUCAAACAACACACACACCUGGGCAAGCUCAUGACGAAGUCCAGUGAGAAGCCCCGCCUCCGACAAAUUCCCUCCGAGGAUAUGGACUCAGAGGAGGGGGGGUCAUCGGGGGCAGAGUCAAUGAGGGAGGCAGAGAGUCAGGAUGAUCAACUCAACCUACAACAGACACUCAUACUCAACCAGUCUCGGCUGUGGGAGACGCAGAAGCAGCUGCAGCAGUUGCGCAGACAGACAGCCCACAUGGAGACGCUGGCGGUUCCCAUGAUGCUCAGCGGCGUCCACCGGCCGCUGUCCCGCACCCAGUCGUCCCCCGCCUCCACCUCCCUCACCCUGCCCGAAAAAACCCUGCCCAUCACUAGCUCCGCCCCCGAAACACACAGCCAACCACGCUUCACCACAGGUCUGGUGUACGACUCUCAGAUGUUGAAGCAUCAGUGUACCUGUGGAGAUAACAGCACUCACCCAGAGCAUGCUGGGAGAAUCCAGAGCAUCUGGUCCCGCCUUCAGGAGAGAGGCCUGAGGGUCCAGUGUGAGAGUAUACGGGGGAGGAAGGCGACUCUGGAGGAGCUGCAGUCGGUUCACACUGAGCGUCAUGUUCUGCUGUACGGCACUAACCCGCUCAACCGCCUCAAACUCGACAACCGCAACCUCGCCGGAAUUCUGUCCCAGAGGAUGUUCGUCAUGCUGCCGUGUGGAGGAGUGGGGGUCGACAACGACACCAUCUGGAACGAGAUGCACACCUCUACAGCGUCGCGGAUGGCGGCGGGCAGCGUGACCGAGCUGGCCUUCAGAGUGGCUAAAGGAGAACUGAAGAACGGUUUUGCUGUGGUGAGACCACCAGGACAUCACGCAGACCCCUCUAACCCAAUGGGGUUCUGUUUCUUUAACUCGGUGGCGAUCGCUGCUAAGCAGCUCCAGCAGAAGCUGAGCGUCACUAAGAUCCUGAUUGUCGACUGGGACGUCCAUCACGGGAACGGCACCCAGGAGAUCUUUUACAACGACCCCAGUGUGCUGUACAUCUCCCUCCACCGUUAUGAUAACGGCAACUUCUUCCCCGGGAGUGGGGGACCAACCGAGGUGGGUUCUGGUGCUGGUGAGGGGUUUAAUGUGAACGUGGCGUGGACUGGAGGUCUGGAGCCCCCCAUGGGUGAUGCUGAGUACCUGGCUGCCUUCAGGACGGUGGUGAUGCCGAUCGCUCGGGAGUUUUCUCCAGAUGUGGUUCUGGUCUCAUCUGGAUUUGAUGCAGCCGAGGGACAUCCAGCACCGUUAGGAGGAUACAAAGUCACGGCCAAAUGUUUUGGGUUCCUGACCCGGCAGCUGAUGGUGUUGGCUGGGGGACGUGUGGUUUUGGCGCUGGAAGGAGGUCACGACCUCACCGCAAUCUGUGAUGCAUCAGAGGCCUGCGUCAGCGCUCUCCUGGGAGUGGAGGAUCCGUUUCCAGAAGAGGUUCUCCUGCAGAAACCCAACGAUAAUGCGGUUCUGUCACUACAGAGAGUUCUGCAGAUACAGAGUCAGUACUGGUCCAGUGUGAAGGCGAUGGUGGGCUCGGUGGGCUCGGCGUUUCUCGGCGCUCCGGCGGGAGACUGUGAGGAGACGGCAGUGAAGGCUUUAGCCUCUCUAUCUGUAGGAGUUCUGACCAAUAAGAGCCUCCCUGAUGAGCCAAUGGAGCAUGACCAGUAGGCCGUGAACAGGCCACACCCACAUUCCCUCCAAACAGUUGAUAUCUCCAAUCACAAUGGAGCUCCAUGUCACAUGACUGCGAGAGAGUCAACCUCCAUCUCUCGCUGCCUUACGACCAGCAGUGCCUUCGACGGGAGGGGCUGCAGUGACAUCACUUCCUGUUUUACUCCUAUGCUACUUCCUCCUCGGUAUUAUUGACACCACGCCAGUAGAGCGGCGUGGUUAAGCUAACCGGAAAACUUCGGAAGAUCCCGAAAUCGUACACUGACACGUCAGCAGGUGAAGGAUAAAGACACUGAGCUGCUGCCUAGACGCCGUUCACCUCGUUUUUACAUUAUUUGAUGUUUUUUCUUGUUUUUACUGCAAAUCGGACCAGAACUGAACCAAAACCGUGGCAUUCCCGGGCUGUUACUCCGUUUUUUAUAUUCUCGCGUGCCUUACGGAAUGAACGUCUACUUUUAACGGAAACGAGGAGCUGAGGAACCGAGGAACUCAUUCAUGGAGAAAACAUGGCUCAGUUUUGCUCUCCGAACUCGUUUAACUCGUUUAACUCAUCCUGGUCAGACUGUUUUACUCAGCGAGGGGAUUUUUGUACCACCUGGCAACCACUCUUCACCUCGCUCUUUUUCUCGUACUCUGUUUUUUUUCCUGUCUCUACGAGGAUGAUGAUGUCACUUCGUCAGUCCACGAAGUUAACCACUAAAGAAGAAAAAGAAGGAUGACCUGGACUAACGUUUUUGUUUUGCACUGUGCAUUCCAUAAUGUGAACCAUGACACAUGUUUUUAAUGAUUCCAGACCUCGGGGAAAAAAACGGUUAUUUACGUUUUUUUAAUGAAGCAAAGCGAAAAAGCAAAGCGAGAAACUUUCUUUUGCAAGUUUAGCAACAGCCUGUGCACAUUUACGAGUUGCAGGAAGAGUGUGUGUUUGUGUGUUAAGGCCAGUUUACUUUUUUGCGUAGAAUCUACGCCACGUAGCCUGAUGCGUAACUAUCCAGAAUUGUUACGAUGCAUCACAGCGACUCAGACCUCAACUACUGAGCAUCGUAAUCCCAACGGAACAAUGCAGUAUAAAAUUCACUAGCACAGACUACAUUUAGACUGCGUAGACUUGGUGUAGAUUUAACAGACUUUGCUUACAUUUAAUGUAGACUAACAUAGACUCUACGUAGACUCUGCGUAGACUUGGCGUAGACUCUGCGUAGACUCUGCGUAGACUUGACGUAGACUUGGCGUAGACUCUGCAUAGACUUGACGUAGACUCUAUGUAGACUUGACGUAGAGUCUGUGUAGACUUGACGUAGACUUUGCGUAGACUUAUCAUAAAUUUUGCAUAGACUCUGCGAAGACUUUGCGUAGACUCUAUGUAGACUUUGUGUAGACUUGGCGUAGACUUGGCGUAGACUUUACGUAGACUUUGUGUAGACUUUACGUAGAGGAGUAAGCCUUUAAGCCUUAUUGUUGCUGAUAUACAGCUUUACUGUACACACACCCACACUCAGCCUGUACUCAGCUUUAGUUCAUGAACAUCAUGCAGUAACCCUGAGUUACUCUAGUCUUACUCUACUCUGUUUUACUUAACUUCACUCUAAUCUAAUCUGGGACCACUGUAGAGUUAUCACUGACCGGGGGGCUUUACAUCUCCUCACAAUACCUAAUAUAGAAAAUAAACAGAGGCUGAGCAGAUUAACCCUUAUAUUCUGUAAAAAAAAAUAAGAAAAAGUUUUGAGUAAUUUCACAAUUAAUCAAAUUUCUAUUCAAUUAAAAUCUUGUUUUUAUCUCCAAACUACAGCAAGUACAAAAUAUGAAUGUACAUCAAUCCAAAGUCCUGUAAUUCUAAAGCUGAAAUAAAAGUAAAAUUCAUAUUAAAUUGAAAUAGAUUAUGAGGGUUAAACAUUAUCUCAGUAUCUGAGUCUCCAGUCUUUAAUCUUUCUCUACUUUUCUCAGUUUUACUUCAGAUCAGGAUUUUUGCACUUGACCAAAUAUUUCCAUUGAACUGUGGACCUGUCGCUCAGCAGGAGCUCUUCAAUCUUAGAGUACGAAUUAUCGUACGUCCCCAAAAUGUCUUAACUUGUCUUUUAUUGUCGUUUGAUUGUUUUAUUCAGGAAAUUCCAGUGUUUGAACCUGUGGAUUCGCCACUGUUCUGUCCGGCUCUGAGUUUUAUAGAUGUUGAGUGUUUAUUGACGAGUCGUGUUGAUCUGAUGACACUUUUAUUUCGUUUUUAUAACAAAAAGUUCAGCAGAAAAUCAAAUAAACACAGUUUCCUACACUUUACCUUACAUUUACUCUGCAGUACUGAACUGAAAUCAUCUUAAACCCUGUUUAAAUACUGAAUUAUUCUCAUUCUGAGAUUAUUAUUUACCUUAUUUACAGAUAUAUUACUAGCUUUAAGAUCAAACCAAAGAAUGUGUUACAAUUAAAUAGAUAAAAACUUCUAUCAAAUAAAUGUAUUUAAAAACGUAUUAAAGUUAAAUCAUUUUAUAAUUUACUAACGACAGUCUGAAAACGUUGGGAAAUAUUAGAAAUUUACACAAGAUUUAAGAUGAUUUUUAAGUUGUACAAAUGUUUGGUCCUUUUUUUCUUCAUUUUAGCACAGACGCUAUGAAGCCAAUGUAGCUAGUUAGCAGUGCAUUAGCAGUUAGCAUGAUGCUAACGUAAGAUUUCUGUAAUGUUUGGAAUAGCCGUGAGGGAAACUGUGUAAAUUAGAUUUUCUCCCCUGACCCUGGCUUUAAUAUGUGGGCGGAGUUUAUUGUUAUGGUGUGGAUGUGCGUUAGCCUUUAGCGCUUAGCGUUUCUGAUGUCGUACUUUAAGGUAAUCACUUUGUAUCGUCCAGUUCGCCAGAACUGGAAUCACUGCACUGAACCGGAUACUGUAUACUCUACUACUCUACCAAAACUCCGACAACUUCCCAAACAUUUCCAAAAGCUGUAUAAUAAACCUGUGGGCGGGGCUAAACUCCAGUACAGCAGCAGGUAAAAGUUUGGACCCACCUGAUUACUUUAUUUUAGGAUGGUUAGUUUAAAUAUUUAAAAAUAUAUUUUUAAAAGCUUGAAAUUAUAUAUAUGAUUUUAACAAUUAAAGUAUGUAACAGUUUACAGAAGUAAAAUUUGAAAUGUACUUUUUAUAUUUCAUAUAUAUAAAUAUUAGUAUAUAUUGGUAUAUGCCGUUUAGCCACGCCCCCUUCUUGCUUUCCUACAGGUGUUCCAGCGCUCAGUACCGCACACCUGACCAAACACCUCCCACAGGUGUUCCAGUGCUUAGUACCGCACACUUGACCAAACACCUCCCACAGGUAUUCCAGCGCUCAGUACCGCACACCUAACCAAACACCUCCUAUAGAUGUUCCAGCGCUCAGUACCGCACACCUGACCAAACACCUCCUAUAGGUGUUCCAGCGCUCAGUACCGCACAUCUGACCAAACACCUCCCACAGGUAUUCCAGCGUUCAGUACCGCACACCUGACCAAACACCUCCCACAGGUGUUCCAGCGCUCAGUACUGCACACCUGACCUAACACCUCCCACAGGUAUUCCAGCGCUCAGUACCGCACACCUGACCAAACACCUCCCACAGGUAUUCCAGUGCUCAGUACCGCACACCUGACCAAACACCUCCCACAGGUGUUCCAGUGCUCAGUACUGCACAUCUGACCAAACACCUCCCACAGGUAUUCCAGCGCUCAGUACCGCACACCUGACCAAACACCGCACACCUGAAACUCGUUAGCCUUCGCUCUUUGUCUUGUUACCUUUAACCAAACCACUAUAAACAUGCGUGACUUAAUUUACAUAAUUCUGACUGCUAUCGUCUCUGUGGGCGUGGCCUUGUAUUGGGUGAUGACGACUCUGGGUUUUUAGCGUUAGCGUUAGCCCAGGAGAACUGCGGACUGUGUUCUAGUUAAUAUGAGUUGGUUGAUUGGACGCGCCGCUUGUUAGCGUUUGUAAACUCUGCGUAUUUUUCUGUUUCUCGUGGAUUCAGGUAAAGUGGGAUACUUUUAAACUCAUCCAUCAAAACUGGGGCUCCCAUUCCAGCAGCUUUUACGUAUGCUAAAUCUGACUAGCGAUGUCUUAGCGACAGCUUUCAGUACCAUACAGAUGAAUCUCCUGUUACUUCAGACACUGUUACAAUCAUGUCUUUAGGAGUGAACCCCGCUAUUCCUUCUAGUUGCCAUGGUUACUGCAUGCACAUCGCUACUGCAACAUUAGCAUGCAGGCUACGAAACUUGUUUGAUAUAGGUUACGCAUCGCUACCAUACCAUAUUCGGAACAGAAGCCAGUGUUUUACUGUCUAUUUAUAAAAUUAAACAGCAUAAUGACGUUAUGAAGGUAGAGAAGCAUUUGUGGGUGGGGCUUAGACUGACCAAUUAAAGGCUGUUCAUUAAACUACAGUCUAAGCUGUAUUCUAAUGACUGAAUCAGAUGGAAAUGUGCCUUUAAGCUAGCGUUUCCCACUUUACCUGUAUUAUUUACCUGCCUACAGGUAACAUUUACACCAAAUUUCUCGUCUUAUUUGAGUUUCGCUGUUCAGAACCUCCGUCAGAACGUCUCUAAAGAUUUCGUAAUAAAUAACACGUAAACGUCUCACACUCAGUCACGCCGAGGCCUGAAUUUAGCACCACUGACCCGGACAGUUGGACUGUAGCUAGCUUCUACACUCCUGCUCACUAGGGGGCGCUGGGGUGUGAUGUGUUUUUAUGAUAGCUUUGUGCAGAUGUACUGUUUGGUAUACCUCCUGAAGUGUGUACUCGUGCUUUUACGCUAUCGUUUACGUGAUUUCCGUAGUUAUGAUUUAUUUAGCGCUCCUGUAGGACUAAAGACUCGUGGGCCGCCGAGCCUCAAACGUCUUAAUCACUUUUCUGUGUUUUAUUCUCUCCGAAUUUCGCCUUAAAACCCAACGUGUAAAUAAAUAAAUAUUCACUUACGACCAAAAGCAGAGCUUCACCCACUAACUGGACUCGAGUAUCACAGAGCGGCGAAGCCCUUUUUCCAGUGUACUUAACUUUACUAGUGUUUAUUACUCUGCUCGUAUUCUUGUAUAGAAAAGAAUGUCUAUUUUGUACCUUUCUUUCUUUCUUUCUCUCUUUUUCUCUCGUCUUGAUUAAAAAAGAAGCAUUUUGUUUGCCUGAAA